AUGGUAGUCUGGAAUAGACCUAGAAUAACUCUACUUUCAGUAGGUAUUCUUUUCCACCUUUUUUAUUUAUGGUCCAUCUUUGAUAUAUAUUUUGUUUCACCAUUGGUACAUGGUAUGUCCCUUUUUAAGAGUACUGAAACUCCACCAGCAAAAAGAUUAUUUCUUAUCGUAGGUGAUGGUUUACGUGCCGAUACUACAUUUGCAAACAUUACACAUCCAGUAACUGGUGAAAGUGGUUAUCUUGCACCAUUUAUUCGUUCAAUUGUCCAAGAAAAGGGAACUUAUGGUGUAUCUCAUACAAGAAUGCCUACUGAAUCAAGACCAGGUCAUGUUGCCAUGAUUGCUGGUUUCUAUGAAGAUGUCAGUGCAGUGACUAAAGGUUGGAAAGAAAAUCCAGUUGAUUUUGAUAGUUUUUUUAACCAAUCUACACAUACCUAUUCCUUUGGUUCACCAGAUAUUUUACCUAUGUUCAAAGAAGGUGCUACUGAUUCCAACAAAGUGGAUGCAUGGAUGUAUGGUCACGAAUACGAAGAUUUCACGCAAUCUUCAAUUGAAUUAGAUGCUUAUGUGUUUAGACAUCUUUACCAAUUAUUUGAUAAUUCUACAAGUGAUUCAGAGCUUGAUUUCCAAAUUAGACAAGAUGGGAAUGUAUUUUUCUUACAUCUGUUGGGCUGUGACACAGCAGGUCAUUCAUACAGACCAUAUUCCGCUGAAUAUUAUGAUAAUGUUAAAUAUAUCGAUGAACAAGUUUCCAUUUUAGUUGAUAAAGUUGAAAAGUUUUUCGGAGAUGAUGAUACGGCCUUCAUUUUUACCGCUGAUCAUGGUAUGAGUUCUUUCGGUUCACAUGGUGAUGGUCAUCCAAACAAUACACGUACACCUCUUAUUGCUUGGGGUGCUGGUAUUAAUACACCUGUAAAGAAUAAAUCUCCAAUCUUUGAUAAUUAUACAGAAUCGUGGAAUUUAGGUGAUAUUCAAAGAAAUGAUGUUAAACAAGCUGAUAUUACUCCAUUAAUGUCUUACUUAAUAGGUACUAAUUAUCCUGCUAACUCCGUCGGUGAAUUACCUCUGGCAUUUAUCAAUACUAAAGAUGGUGAGAAAUUUCAAGCUCUGUACAAUAAUGCAAGAAGUAUCUUAGAACAAUAUUUAGUGAAAGAACAAGAAGUAAUUGCAUCACAAUUCACUUAUACUGAAUACUAUAAAUUCGAAGAAAAAUCCCAUGAAUCUUAUUUGAACGAGAUUCACUCUUUAAUUGACCAAAUAUCAAAUGGUGAUGCUUCAUUAGAACCACAAGUAAUCAAGUUGACAGAAACACUAAUGAGCACCACUUUGGAAGGUCUACAAUAUCUAACCACAUAUAACUGGAGAUUGAUUAGAACUAUUGUUACCUUUGGGUUUAUUGGAUGGAUCGUGUACUCAUUCAGCAUCUUUUUAAAGGUCUUCAUAUUAGAUAAGGAAAAUGAAAAUAAUUCUCCUUCAUUGUUGAAUAUAUCUUUGUUUGGUAGCAUAAGUAUUAUAUUGAAUUACGUUCUUUAUUACCAACGUUCUCCAUUCAAUUUUUACAUGUAUCUUUUAUUCCCCAUAUUAAUGUGGAGCCAAAUUUUUACAGAUAAAGCUGUUCUUGUUCAUGGUAUUAAGAAAUUCUUUAAAUCCAUUUCUGUCACAGAAAGAGUGAUUAUUGCUAUCUGCACUGUUGGAAUAUAUGAAAGUAUAGUAUACGGUUUCUUUCAUCGUUGGAUCUUUACAUUAAUAUUCGUGAUCUUAGCAUUUUAUCCAUUAAUUUGUGGUAAUAAGAGCAUAUUAACAAACGUUUCCUGGAUGUUGACUAGUUUCUAUAUAUCCACUUUCACAUUGUAUGAUGCAGUUAAAAUUGAAAGUUUGACACAAAUCAAUUUAGCAGGUACAUUUAUUGUUUUAGGAUCCUUACAUUCAAUUUUUAAGAUUGUUAAAUCGAAACAAGUUAGUUACUAUUCUUUAUCAAACUUAUUAGCACAAGUGAGUCUUGUACCAUUAAUGCUAUUAACCACAAACAAAUCUGUUAUUUCUUUACAAAAUAGAACCGGCUUACCUAGAGAUGCACAAAUUGCCGGAUGGGUAAUUAUGAUAUUAUCAUUAUUUGUUAUGCCAUUCUUACAUUAUUUAAAGCCAAGUAAUCAUUACAGAGUUAGAUUAUUAAUCAUCUUUUUAACAUUUGCACCAACAUUCAUCAUUUUAUCCAUCUCUUUUGAGUCAAUUUUCUACUUUUUAUUCACUGGAUAUGUCGUGCAAUGGAUUGAGAUUGAAACACAAAUCAAGAGACUGAAACUAAAGGAUCAAGAAGAAAGUUAUGCUCAAUUAAUUAGAAUUUCAUUAAUUGGAUUUUUCCUGUUACAAGUUGCAUUUUUCGGUACUGGUAACGUUGCAUCAAUUUCAUCAUUCUCCUUAGACUCUGUUUAUAGAUUAAUACCAAUUUUUGAUCCAUUCCCAAUGGGUGCAUUAUUAAUGUUGAAAUUAAUUAUUCCAUAUAUUAUCUUAUCAACAGGUUUAGGUGUUUUGAAUUUGAAAUUAAACAUUAAGGAUUACACAAUUUCUACAUUAAUUAUUUCAACGAGUGAUAUACUAUCAUUAAAUUUCUUUUAUCUGUUAAAGACAGAAGGGUCAUGGCUUGAUAUUGGUGUUACCAUCUCAAACUAUUGUUUAGCUAUCUUAUCUUCAUUGUUUAUGUUAACAAUAGAGAUGAUAGGACACAUUUUAUUAAAGAACGUUAUCGUAGAACAGGACGUAGAUAAAACCAAAAAGAAACAAUAA
Molecule: messenger RNA, 2784 nt
Organism: Maudiozyma saulgeensis
Lineage: Eukaryota; Fungi; Ascomycota; Saccharomycetes; Saccharomycetales; Saccharomycetaceae
Source: the annotation of a GenBank genome assembly